UGUCGUCAUAUCACAUGUAACAGUUAUAACAGACCAAUGUCAACCUGUUCAGACUGAAGAUGAUGUAGAUGAGGAUGGAUGAUGUCAGAAUGAGUGAGGGAAGUAAGAGAGAGAGAGAGAGAGAUUGGGAGUGAGGAGGAGCAGGGGGUAGGUGAGACGACACAGAGACACACAAAUAAAUAAGCUACACAAGCAGAGCUCUGCUCAGGAAGCUGUGAGUACUCAGCAGCUUCUCUUCUCUGAUGAUGGAGGCCCUGGAGGAUCCUGAACUCUGCUUUCCACAUCUCCUCAAUGCCUCCUGCGAGAAACAUGCUCGUCCUCACUUUGAGGCAAUGCUCAUUUAUGUUCUAGUUUCGUGCAUCUCUCUACUCACUGCGAGUCUCAACCUGCUGGUCAUCGUCUCCAUCUCCCACUUCAGGCAGCUCCACACUUCCACCAACCUCCUCCUCCUCUCUCUGGCUGUGUCUGAUUUCAUUGUUGGUCUCAUCGUGAUGCCGUUUCAGAUCCUAUUCACAGAACCCUGCUGGUUUCUAGGUGACUUGGUGUGCACUUUAUACUUCUUUGUACCAUACAUCUCUAUUUAUUCUUCAGUAACAAAUAUGGUGUUGAUCUCAGUCGACCGUUAUGUGGCCAUCUGUGACCCUCUGAGCUACGCCACAAAAUUUUCUCAAAAAACAGUUAAGCUCUGUGUCCUGCUGUGUUGGCUUUAUUGUGUUGUGUACAGUUUCAUGGUUUUAUUUGACAACCUAAAGCAACCAGGCAGGUUCAACUCCUGCUAUGGAGAAUGUGUAAUUAAUGUAAAUGGAGCAGUUGACCUGGUUCUAAGCUUCAUCGUCCCCAUCUCAGCCAUCAUCAUCCUGUAUGUGAGGGUGUUUGUGGUGGUUGUGUCUCAGGCUCGUUCCAUGCGCUCCCAUGUUGCAGCUGUUAAACUGCAGCGUUCACUGACUGUGACUGUGAGGAAAUCAGAGAUUAAAGCAGCAAAGACUCUUGGUGUGACAGUUGUGGUGUUUCUCAUUUGUUAUAUUCCUUAUUACUGCGCAUCCCUUUCUGGAUACCACGUCACAAUCGGUACUUCAACUAAUGAAUUCUUACAUUUUCUUCUUUUGUCAAACUCUUGUCUGAACCCUGUGAUUUAUACUUUUCUCUAUCCCUGGUUCAGAAAAUCUGUUAAACUCAUAGUUACUUUACAGAUACUGCAGCCUAAAUCCAGUGAGGCUUGUGUAAAGUAGAAUCACUGGGUUUUAUAUACAGCAAUUGUUCUUAAUUGAGGUUUUAAACUUAUAACUCUGACUCAACAGUAAGUGUAAAUGUAAUGUAAAUAGCCUAAUGGUGUUUAUUGUUAUGCUCUAAAUGCAGUGUGUAGCAAACAGUAAAGAAAUAGUGGUUUUCUGCAGGGG
Betta splendens (Siamese fighting fish) is the source of this 1397-nucleotide messenger RNA. Its product is annotated as trace amine-associated receptor 8a-like. The transcript has 2 exons. The record is from RefSeq and is a predicted model, not a curated record. NCBI's taxonomy places the organism in Eukaryota, Metazoa, Chordata, Actinopteri, Anabantiformes, Osphronemidae. Bases 243 to 1229 code for a protein of 328 amino acids. Gene Ontology annotation, biological process: G protein-coupled receptor signaling pathway. Gene Ontology annotation, cellular component: membrane. Gene Ontology annotation, molecular function: trace-amine receptor activity.